This is a messenger RNA of Penicillium lagena, 1512 nucleotides long. Its product is annotated as M18 family aminopeptidase. The coding region runs from base 1 to 1512 and encodes 503 amino acids. Gene Ontology annotation, molecular function: zinc ion binding; metalloaminopeptidase activity. The transcript has 6 exons. The record is from RefSeq and is a predicted model, not a curated record. Gene Ontology annotation, biological process: proteolysis. Lineage: Eukaryota; Fungi; Ascomycota; Eurotiomycetes; Eurotiales; Aspergillaceae. Gene Ontology annotation, cellular component: fungal-type vacuole.
AUGCGCAUCCGCUGGCCCUUUGCUGUCUCCCACCUGCACCGCUCGUACGCCACCAUGCCUUCUAAGCAGCCUGCCAAGGACUUCUUGUCCUUUGUCAAUGCCUCUCCCACCCCUUUUCAUGCGGUCCAGUCCGCCAAAGAGCUCCUCGCCACGGCCGGUUUCCAGGAGAUCAAGGAAAAAGAAUCAUGGGCCUCCACCUGCCAGCCCGGCGGCAAGUAUUACCUGACUCGGAAUACCACCACCCUGAUUGCGUUUGCCAUCGGCCAACAAUGGAAGCCGGGGAAUUCCAUCUCCAUGAUCGGUGCCCACACCGACUCCCCCGUGCUGCGGGUCAAGCCCGUGAGCAACAAGCGGGGUGAGGGCUUUGUGCAGGUCGGGGUUGAAACCUACGGUGGAGGCAUCUGGCACACCUGGUUUGAUCGCGAUCUCGGUGUCGCGGGCCGAGUGAUGACACGGGCCAAGGACGGCUCGAUCGUGCAAAAAUUGGUCAAGGUUGAUCGGCCCAUUCUUCGCAUUCCAACGCUGGCAAUUCAUCUGGACCGUCAAGAGACUUUUACAUUCAACAAGGAGACCCAGUUGUUCCCCAUUGCGGGCCUGGUGGCCGCUGAACUCAACCGGACUGGCAAACCGGAGGCCGAUGAGACCGAGAAGGAGGGUGAAUUUACCCCCUUGAAAUCCAUGACGCAGCGCCACCACCCGUACUUUGUGGAGCUGAUCGCCGCCGAGGCCGGAGUCCAGCCGGAGGAUAUUCUGGAUUUUGAGAUGAUCCUCUUCGACACGCACAAGGCGUGCCUCGGUGGCCUGUUGGAGGAAUUCAUCUUUUCUCCCCGUCUGGACAACCUGAACUGCACCUUCUGUGCGACGGUGGGACUCAUCGACUCCGUCGCGGACAAGGCGGCACUGGACAACGAGUCUGCCAUCCGUCUGAUUGCGCUGUUUGACCACGAGGAGAUUGGCAGCCGCACCGCCCAGGGCGCCGACUCGAACAUUCUUCCGGCCAUCAUUCGGCGACUGUCAGUGCUGCCGUCAACUGCGUCCAAGGGCGAGGACCUCUCGACUGCCUACGAGCAAACCCUGUCGACCUCGUUCCUGGUGUCCGCCGACAUGUCCCACUCGGUCAAUCCCAACUACGCAGUCAAGUACGAGUCGGAUCACAAGCCGGAGAUGAACAAGGGGCCCGUGAUCAAGAUCAAUGCCAACGCGCGCUAUGCGACUAACGCCCCCGGGAUUGUGCUGCUGCAGGAAGUGGCCCGCAAGACGACGGAGGAGAGUGGCGAGCCCCUGCCGCUGCAGCUGUUCGUUGUUCGCAAUGAUUCGAGCUGCGGCAGCACCAUUGGCCCGAUGCUGUCUGCGGCCCUGGGUUCUCGGACCCUGGAUCUGGGCAACCCGCAGCUGAGCAUGCACAGCAUUCGCGAGACGGGCGGCACUUACGAUGUCGGGCAUGCGAUCCGGCUGUUCACGGGCUUCUUCAAGCACUACUCGGAGCUGUCCACGACGAUUUUCGUGGAUUAA